ACAGCCUCAGCACUCGGUGCACAGCCAGCGCCGCGGGGGAAAACGGACCCUGACCUUCCUUCUCCGCCCCCUCCCGGCCGCGACAAGCGGGAAACCCCCGGGGCGGGGGCAAAGCCCCCCGCAGAUCAACCCCGACACCGCCCCGCGGGAUGGACGGCGGUGGCCCGGGGGCUGCAGGGCAGCGCGGCGACGGAGCGCAGAGGUCUUAAUGAAAUAGCAGUCAAAGAAACAGUCGGGACCUCAACAUGGCCUUCCAUGCAGAGGGACUGGUGGCCAUAGUUGUAUUCUACCUGGCUAUCCUGGCAGUUGGAAUAUGGGCUGCUUGGAAAACCAAGAACACUGGCAGCGAAGGAGAUCGCAGCGAAGCUAUUAUAGUCGGUGGAAGAGAUAUUGGCUUGCUAGUUGGUGGAUUUACAAUGACUGCCACAUGGGUUGGAGGAGGUUACAUCAACGGGACAGCAGAAGCUGUGUAUGUCCCAGGCUAUGGUCUAGCUUGGGCUCAGGCACCUAUUGGAUAUUCCCUUAGUCUGAUUUUAGGUGGCCUUUUUUUUGCAAAACCCAUGCGAUCCAAAGGCUAUGUGACAAUGCUAGACCCUUUUCAGCAGCUUUAUGGAAAGAGAAUGGGAGGGCUACUGUUUAUUCCAGCUUUAAUGGGAGAAAUGUUUUGGGCUGCUGCCAUCUUCUCUGCCUUAGGUGCCACUAUAAGUGUGAUUGUUGACAUUAAUGUCAAUAUUUCAGUCAUUCUUUCUGCCCUGAUUGCAACUAUGUACACACUUGUGGGUGGGGUUUAUUCUGUGGCCUACACAGAUGUCGUUCAGCUCUUCUGCAUCUUCCUGGGACUGUGGAUCAGCGUACCCUUUGCUAUGUCCCAUCCUGCAGUAACAGACAUUGGGCUGACGGCUGUGCACCAUGUGCACCAAGAACCUUGGCUUGGAUCUAUCAACUCACUUGACAUUUACACAUGGCUGGACAAUUUCCUUUUACUGACAUUAGGAGGAAUCCCAUGGCAAGCAUAUUUCCAGCGAGUUCUUUCCUCAUCUUCUGCAACAUAUGCUCAAGUUCUGUCAUUUCUGGCUGCUUUUGGCUGUCUUGUGAUGGCUCUUCCUGCAGUGCUUAUUGGUGCAAUUGGAGCAUCUACAGCCUGGAAUGAGACUGAGUAUGGUGUCCCUGACCCCAUGUCUAAGAAGGAAGCUGAUAUGAUUUUACCAAUCGUGCUCCAGUACCUUUGCCCAGUCUAUAUCUCAUUCUUUGGCCUCGGUGCUGUGUCUGCUGCUGUGAUGUCGUCAGCUGACUCUUCAAUUUUGUCAGCCAGCUCCAUGUUUGCUCGGAACAUUUACCAGCUUUCCUUUCGGCAAAACGCUUCAGACAGGGAAAUUGUAUGGGUCAUGAGAAUCACUGUUUUCCUGUUUGGAGCAUCAGCCACAGCAAUGGCCCUGCUAGCUUCAUCAGUGUACGGCCUGUGGUACCUCAGCUCUGACCUUGUUUAUAUCGUCAUAUUCCCCCAGCUCCUCUGUGUGUUAUUUAUUAAAGGAACCAACACCUAUGGUGCCAUUGCAGGAUACUUAUUUGGAAUUGUUCUCAGAAUAACUGGAGGAGAGCCCUACCUCUACCUUCAGCCCUUGAUCUACUAUCCUGGCUGCUAUCCUGAUGAAAAUAAUAUCUAUAUCCAGCGAUUCCCAUUUAAAACACUCGCUAUGCUUUCCUCCUUCUUUGCUAACAUUAUAGUCUCCUACUUAGCCAAAUACUUAUUUGAGAGCGGGACUUUGCCACCAAAGCUGGACUUCCUUGAUGCUGUUGUCGCCAGGUAUAGUAGAGAACACAUGGACAAAGCAACUCUUGUAAAAAGUGACAAUAUUGUACUAAAUGAACUUGCACCUGUGAAUCCACGGCACAGCUUAACUUUGAGCUCAACUUUUACAAACAAGGAAGCCUUUAAUUACGUUGAUUCAAGCCCAGAGCUGUCCAACACUGAAGAUAAUUAAAAAAUCUGGUAGCCACAGGCACAGCAAGGUAAAGGAGGAGAUUCCACAAAGAAUAAUAAGAGGCAUUUUAUCAGAAGAAAAGAAUGAACUGGGAAUAAAAUGCCACUGCACAAUCAUUUAAGUUGUUUCUAGGAGCAGGAGCAUCCCAUGGGAGGAAUGCUUUUCUGUUACUAGCCAAGAUGCUGGAUUAGAUCAUAGAGUAUUUAACAAAAGACACAGAUCCUGUCCUUUCCACCCAAACUAUAUACUGUGUAAUUACAAAAUAUUUACAACUGAGACUAUAUGUAGCAGAAAAAGUGCAACAGUUAUUUAUUUAGCUAGGACAUCCUAUGAAGAUGCUAUAAUACAGUCACUCUGAAAUACUAUGACUCAACAUUUUAUUGGCAUUAAGUGAAAAUAUAUUGUCAGAGCUAUAAGUGAUUUAUUACUAAAGAGUUAGUUGCUUGAGCAAAGACAGAUAACUUCCCUGGGGUUUUGGUCCAGUUG
This is a messenger RNA of Dryobates pubescens (Downy woodpecker), 2468 nucleotides long. RefSeq names its product solute carrier family 5 member 7 (gene SLC5A7). Lineage: Eukaryota; Metazoa; Chordata; Aves; Piciformes; Picidae. Bases 246 to 1982 code for a protein of 578 amino acids. The transcript has 9 exons. Gene Ontology annotation, molecular function: choline:sodium symporter activity. Gene Ontology annotation, cellular component: dendrite; perikaryon; synapse. Gene Ontology annotation, biological process: transmembrane transport; choline transport; synaptic transmission, cholinergic. The record is from RefSeq and is a predicted model, not a curated record.